AGUGAAUGGAGCUGUUAUGGAAAGACGUUAUUUGGUCACGUGACGAACCAAUUCAAAUGAUUCCAUCUCAAAGGACAAUACGGGCGGUCUCUCUCUCUGCCUUCCUCGUCCAAUAGCGGCGAUGCAACCCGACACGAUUGGCUGAACUGUACGGCAUGUAUCCAAUCAGGAGCGAGGAAGCUGGGACCGCUCGAUGUGCAGCGCGACAUUCAAAGCCUGACUGACACAUUAUAAUGCAGCGGGCAGCAGCCAUGGCCGGGAUCAUGCAGCCUCUGGCAGCCAGCAGGAGACAACAGCCGCACUAUCGAGGUAACCACCAGCCUAGCCCCGGACAUAGCAUUGACAGGAGCCACACACCCAUCACUGCCAGCCCCGGACAUAGCAUUGACACUCCCAGCGACCGGAGCCACACACCCAUCACUCCCAGCCCCUGACAUAGCAUCAACCCAUCACUCCCAGCCCCGGACAUAGCAUCACACCCAUCACUGCCAGCCCCGGACAUAGCAUCACACCCAUCACUCCCAGCCCCGGACAUAGCAUUGACACUGCCAGCGACCGGAGCCACACACCCAUCACUCCCAGCCCCUGACAUAGCAUCAACCCAUCACUGCCAGCGACCGGAGCCACACACCCAUCACUGCCAGCGACCGGAGCCACACACCCAUCACUCCCAGCCCCUGACAUAGCAUCAACCCAUCACUCCCAGCGACCGGAGCCACACACACCCAUCACUGCCAGCGACCGGAGCCACACACACCCAUCACUCCCAGCGACCGGAGCCACACACCCAUCACUCCCAGCGACCGGAGCCACACACCCAUCACUCCCAGCCCCGGACACAGCAUCGACCCAUCACUCCCAGCGACCGGAGCCACACACACCCAUCACUCCCAGCGACCGGAGCCACACACCCAUCAAUCCCAGCCCCGGACAUAGCAUCGACCCAUCACUCCCAGCGACCGGAGCCACACACACCCAUCACUCCCAGCGACCGGAGCCACACACACCCAUCACUCCCAGCCCCCGCUACAUCAGCCAGGCACCCAUCACUCCCAGCCACACACAUCACUCCCGUCGACAGGAGCCAGACGCCCAUCACUCCCAGCCUCGGCGACAGCAGCCAGCGCUGAUUGGUAGCUGACUCCCUGUUAUUGUGGACCUCCUAUUUAUGGUGCUUAUUACCCCAGUUCACCCAAGCUGUGGGCCAUACUGGCUUCCCUUUGCCAGCUCAGGUAGCACUCUUAUUUCAGGGUGUUUAGUUUUUUUUUUUUUUUAACAAACUGAUGGCAUCCCUCUGCCUUCCUCCAUGAGCAGCACUAUCCUCAGACCAUAACCUGAUGGGUGCUGGCACCUUACGCAUUAUUUAUUUUAGCUCUUCUAUAUUGCAUGAACCUACAAUCCCACCUGUAGCACUGAGAGCCGUCUUCUAGACUAGCACCACUGCGUACAAUUAUGCCAGUGACAUGCCUGACUGAGCAUGAUGGGCGUCAUACACCAAACCGCUGGAGUGGCCAAGGCUAUCAUCACUAAUCUGCUGUUACCUUAUGGCUACCAUCCAGCACUGUAUGUGACUGCCACCCUCUCACUCACACAGAGUAUACUUUCUGAGUCCCCUGUUUUUUUUGUCCUCCUUCACUGGCACAUGGUACUGCUUUCUCUAACUGCCAAUACCAAUAAUAUUGAUAUCUCUGGAUCUAUAUUCGUUGCUGACCCCAAAACUGUUUUUACAGUUUCUUAAUUUUACACUAGUUCUAUGUCAAUCAAUCAGGCUUUCGUCCAAAUCACUCAACUUCCACUGCCCUCUUAAAAGUUUGCUAUGACAUCCAAAUUGGCAUGGAACAAGGAGACUUAACUGGAGCUAUUUUCCUUGAAUUUGCCAAGGCCUUUGACACAGUAGACCACUCAUUCUUUUGCAAAAACUUAAAAACUCAGGCAUUGGUGAUCUUCUGCUAACCUGGUUUUGAGCAUAUGUUUAAGACCGAUUGCAAUAUGUGGCCAUUUCUGAUAGCGCUUCCCUCCCUCUUCCAGUCACGUGGUGUUCCCCAAGGCUCUUUACUCUGCCCCCUGCUAUUCGCAUUAUUUAUAAAUGAUCUGCCUAACGUCUGCACAUACACAACUGCAAAACGUGUGCAGACGACACUGUAAUCUACGCUAGUAAAUCCAAGCUACUGGAGCUUUAGGCUGUGCUCCAAAACCAAUUCAGAGGUAGAAAAGUGGAUAGCGGAUAACAAACUCUUCCUGAACACUGACAAAACUGUUACAAUGAUCUUUGGAAGUGUACCUAAAUUACUUAAACUACAAAAUCAAUAACUGUAUCAGAACAAAUUCAAAUAGCACACUGACAUCAGUCUGCUCUUUUAAAUAUCUAGGUAUAUUGCUAGACCCCAAUCUAUCCUUUGGCCUUCACAUUAAAAAAAAAAUCUUCAAAACUCUACCCAAAACUAGGUGCCCUGUACAGAAACAAAUCCUGCCUAAGCCCUACAGUAAGUAACAGUGCAACAAAUGCUAAUGCCGGUCAUUUGAUUAUGGGGAUGUAGUGUAUGCACCCGCACUGCAAAGGCCUCUGACGUGGGGCCCCUCAUUAGCGAUAUCUCUAAAGCUCCCCUACAGCAUAAGAAAUCAGUUUUUCUCAAAUGAAUUCUGUCCACACACAAAUGGAACUGAUAUUGCUAAUACUGAACUUCCUCAUUCUCUCCAAAGAGAGGCCAUACAUAACAUGCAUUACGAAUGAAGACAGUUGCUUGGACAUUAUGUGGGACACACACAACUCAGCUAUUGUUAAACAAAAGUCAAUUUUCUACAUAAAUUGCACCCACAGCAGGCUGUAGUGAUUAUGAUGUUUAGAAUGCCUAUAUGAACUUUCCAGACAAGGGCUGCAUAAACAGCAACAAAGUGAUUUAACUCCUAAAUGGCAGUGAAACCUGAGAGGCAUGAUCUACACACAAAAACUACUUCAUUAAGCUAAAGUUCUUUAGUGUUCCUUUAAAGUGCCACUUUCAAUAGAAAUCUAAAAUUUUGGUAAAAUGAAAGACGCACUAUUCACACAGAAAGCACUUAGCAGUGUCUGUUGUUUCCAAGUUUGGUCACCAUGCAGUGCAACAAAUUCAACCAAUGAAUCAAUAAAUACCAUCCAACUAGGGACAAAUGGCGUUGCUAAUAUGUGUAACUUUUUUUUCAUUAGUUAUAUUAUAGACCAAGAUGUAUCUAAAAUAUGCAGUUUGCCAAACGAGUAACUUUAAUUUGUUUGUUUUUUCUCCUGUAUUAGAACAAAGGCGAAAGAAAGUUGAGGAAAUUUUAUCCAGAAAGAUGUCCAUCCCAAAGCCUUCACAGCCAACUGAGCAGCCAGCAAUCCGGUUAGUAUUGCAAUCUGGUAGUACCGCAAGGCUUGGCUCUCUGCAGGAUCUUCCAGCAGCAAAGAAAGCAGUAGGGGGAGCAAAACGAUUUAAGCAAAGAUAUUCCCCCUCACCAACAAAGGGUUAAAUAGCCUUUUAAAGUUGUUUUCCUGACACUAUAUAACCCCACAGUGCCACCCUCCCUUGCGUCCCGAGGGGUUAAAACUCCUUCAGUCAUUUACCCGAAUCCAGUGCUGGGUCAGGCUCCUCCCCUGCCAAAGUCAGCUGGCAGGGGAGACAUUAUGCACUUGUGCGGUAAUGGCCGCGCUUGCGUUGGGAUUUCCCCAUAGGAAUGCUUUGCUAUAGCAAAAAAUCUGACGCUGCAUGUCUUAAUGCACAGCGUGAGGACAUCCAGCGUCAGUUAAUGGACCGAAAGUCUGAUUCAAACCUGAAUGUCCUCUAGUUGCUGUUUGGUAGACAGCCACUGAGGGCAGACUUAGAGCUGCAAUGUAAACUAAGUGCAAAAGGGACACCACACCCAGACCACUUCAAUUAGCUGAAGAUGUCUGGGUGCCUACAGUGUCCCUUUAAAUAAAAUGUUUCUAAUGUGCCCCGUUUAAUGAAACUUCCUGCACUCUGUGAAGUUUCUCAGCCUUUUACCAUUUAACCAUUCUUUGGGCAAUUUUUAAAGAUGUGUAAUUUUUCUCCCUCCCCAGGUCACCUUUAACAGAGACGGGUAAUAAAACUCUCCUUCAAAGAACGGAAAUCCUUAAACCUGCUAUGCAGAAAAUGGUAUGUCAUAACUCUUACACUACUUUGUGUGAAGGUUGCCCUUGUGUGAUGUCAUCAGUGUCAUUCUUUGAGUUCUGUGUGAUUUUAAAUAUAGGAUACUGAGCCUGAAAAAAAAAGUUAUAAUGGUAUUGCACAGAGAAUAAAAUAUUCUCAAAUUCCUAUGAAAUGCCUAGUUUAAUUUUGCCUGUACCUUGUUUUGGCAAUUGAAGACAAAUUUAAAAAAAAAGGCAUUCUCUGGUGGCUGUAUGUCCAGUUGCCUUCUAAUGAAUUAUCUCAAAAUUCCUAGCAUGUUGUCACAUGAUUGGGAUGGCAUGGACCCUACAAGCUUGCAGUGGCAUAGAACUUGAAAAUGUAGGCAAUUUGCCGGUUAAAUGCCCUAUGCACUAUAUAAAUUUAAAUGUAUACUUAAAGGGACACGGUCACCAGAACAACUACAGCUUAAAGGGACACUAUAGUCACCUGAACAACUACAGCUUAAUGUAUUUGUUCAGGUAUGAUCUAUAGCUCCCUGCAGGCAUGGAGGGCAGGCAGGCAUGGAAGGACCAGGGGGCUACAUAGUGUUUUAGGAAUACAUGCUUGUGUUCCUUAUCCUAUAAUGUUCUUUUAAAGCGGUUAUGUCGCCUUCCAAGGGUCUUUGCAUAUUUUGCAAAGACUCUAAAUAGAGACUGCUAGUUAGUAAUGUGGCCUACAUUUUCACUGAACAUUUUUCAUUGAAAUUCCAACACUCUAAGCAUUUUAUAAAGAUUUUUAUCGUUAUGGAAUGCUCAUAUGGGGAUCAGAGGGGGAGGGGUGCUGAGUUGAUUUGACUGAAGGAGUACUUAUUUUCCACCAGUUUUGUGGCUGACUAGACCUCUUCUAAGGGUGAACUUAAUUUGUCAUAUAUUUGUUUUACUCUAAAAUAAUAUAUGAAUUUGGCUUUCAGUGCAGAAAUACGGUCUAAGUAAUCAAAAUGAUGCAGCAUCAUUCACGGGACAAAGUUCUCUUACUUAUUCACGUAUUGUCAACCUUUUAUCUGCAUGAUUUCAUUAUUUAAAGAAGCUGUAACAUGUAAAUGAAAGGUGUGUUUUAUUUAUUUUAAAUUUUUUUUUUUUUUUUUGCAUAUAAAUGUCCUGUUUUGAUAGAAUUUAAGACCUGCUGUUCAAUAAGCCAUAAAACAUAUAAUCUCUCAUGGCAAGGGUUUUGGCAAAUGUUAUCUUCCACGGGAAUUCAUUUUCCCCCACAUAAAACAUAUAUUGUAUAUUUUAUGAUUCACUACAAUCACCCCCUAUGAUUUGUUGCUCUUGACAGGCUAAUAAAGAGAAUGUUGUAAUUCGCAAUAAAAGAGAGGGCAUAAGUCUAACCACUGCUGUCAAGAAAACCGAUGCACCAAAAGCUAUUCCUGCAAGUGGGGCUGUUUUACCAAAACCUAACCAGCGAAAAGAGGGUCGCGGCAUGACAAUUGGUCAGCCUUUCUUAAAAACAAAAAUCUUUAAUGACCCACAACUAAAGGAUGAAAAGUUAAAAAUGGAGUCAAGCAAAGAUAUUCUGGGGAAACCAUCAAAACCUGCACUUGGUAUUUAUCGUGGAAAAGUUGUUCAGUCCAAAAUUAACUCCUUUAGAAAUUCUUCUGAAAGAGCAAAUGAACACAACCUGACAGAUGAGGUCAAACUUGGUGCAACUGCUCUGAAGGUAGCAGCAACAAAAAAGUCAAGUGCACCCGUGAAACAAAUGGCAAAGCCAGCUCCCGCCAGUAGCACAGAACAGAAAAGACCACCUGCUUCUAAGGUCAGAGCACAGAUGAGACCUUCUGCCAUUAUCACUAAGAGCAAGACUGAACCAGUGGUAACACACAGGCACACAACAUCUUCAAUCCAUUCAAAGCCCAAGAUCCAAACUUUGCUACAGAGACCAAAUCCUGUGGCACACCAAGCAAAGAUGGUAAACAAAAGUGAUCGGACAGCUCAUUUGAAGCCAGUUGCUGUACCUCAAAAAAAUAAACCUGCUCAACAACCAACCACUGGGAACAAAUAUUCUAGACCAAUAGAAACUGCAGAGCAAAGGAGGUAUGUUCUUAUGCACAUAUUCAUGCUGUCUAAUAGUAUAAAACUUAUGUUUAUUCCAUUGCCAGAGAGACACAAAGCUUAGUGUAACUCAGCAUUGUGUUCAUCCCUGGUACAUGAAUGUGUUUUUAAAAAAAAAAAAAUAAAUGAUGGAAUAGAUUGCAUAAGUAGCGUGUUAACAUACUUAAGCAAAGUAGCUUGAGAAACACAAGGAGAGUAACGUAUGCGCUUCCAUUUACAAAAUAGGUGGUUUUGUGUGUCCGAACACUAUAAAUUUGGCUCAAAAUUUCACUCUUUAUAUUGUUUGCAAAUUAAAGCAGCACUGUCAUGCCGAACUUACCUUUCCUUUCCUCAAUCUCUUCCUCUUCACCCCCUCUCUCAAGAUCUGUUCUUCUUUUCUUCCUGUCUUCUUUAGUUUUCUUUAAAAUCAUAAGACAAAGUAGGGACACUUUGCCUUAUGGAGGUUUCCUCCGCUUGACCAGCGGAGGAGCAAAGUGUGCUUCAUUUCCGCUAGUCAGAGCAAUUUUCCCACAAUUCUUACCUUUCCUCUGUGUUCCCACGAUGCUUCCUGUCAUUUUAGACGAAACUGCCGAAUUGCGUUCUAACUGAAUGAGAACAGUAUGUUCGUUUCUUUUAGAACUCAAUUCGGCACUUUGUUCGUAUCGGAAUUUCAUUCGAAUGAAUGAAACUCCGAUCCUAUUCGUGCUGUGGCUGCAUCUUGCAGCCGCUAAGUAGAUAACUCCCUGAUACUGUGGGAAUUAGGGAGUUAUCUACUAAAAGGCUGAAAGACCUAAAUUGGUCUUUCAGCCACAUUUACUAAUACCAAGUAAAAAUUAAAAAGACGUUGAAUGGUAAGUUUAAUUUUACUUUACAGGUAAGUUAUUUAUUUAUUUUUAUUUUUUUUAUGGUGAGGGGUAGGUAGGGAAUUUUUUUUUAAUUUUUUUUUGGGGGGGUGGGUGACUUGGGGACCCCUAGUCGCCUUUGAUUGGGGGAUAGUAGGGGUGUGUGGGGUGUGUUUUUUUUUUUUUUUUUUUUUUUUAACAGUGAGCAGCCACAUGCUGCUCACUGUUUAGUUUACAUGUCCCUACUCGCGGUAUAGCAAGUAGGGGCAUUGGGGAGAUUUUAAUCUCCCUUGUGCUAUUAUGGGGGUCAUAUUGACCCCAAUAGAGAGAGGGGGAGACCUGGGGGCUUAUGAAGUGGUGGGGAGCACUGCUCCCUGCCGCUUCUAUAUUUACAUAUGAUAAGGAGAGACCUGUGUGCCGGUAGCUCCCUCCUUGUAAUAAACUGAAAGAACACUGAUACAGUGUUGGUUUGUUCGACUGAUUUUUCUAUUCAUUCAUUUCGUCUGUCUGAUGAAUGAAUAGAUGAAAUUCCCAUUCGCAUGUCCCACAGGGACUUAGUCUACCCACACAAAGAUGGCGGCGCCCUGAAUAUAGAUCGAGGCAGAAAAUAAGUGGGGGGGGAGGGGGGGAAAUAGGUAAUAUGUGGGCCUUAGGGGCAUUUGGGGGUGACUAAGGGGUAAAUUAGAGAUAGUGGAGGGGGGGUUAAAAAAAAAAAAACGGGAUUCAGCAUGACAGUGCCGCUUUAAUUGUCCAAAUCAAACUGCUGGUAAAUGAUGAAUCUGCCUUUAGUAAAUAUGAGCAUUUCAAAUUCCAUUAUUGUAACUGACCUUUGCUGAUGCAGGCUAGAUUUUGUUCUCUGUUAAUAAGCAUGUAUGGCUUUUCUGUUUGACAAACUGGGGCUCUUGAGCAUCCAUAGAUCAGACUGAUUGGCAAAUAAAAUGCAUGAGGGUCUUGGGACUGGGCUUUUAGUUUUAGAAUACAAUUACCAGUCUUUGAUGUACAACAUCACUCUGUUAGCAAGUAAACACAUGCCUGCUGGGACAUAACCAGUUUCUAUGUUCUGUCCAGGGCCCGUCUGGCAGAGUGGAGAGCUGCUAAAGGGAAGGUAAUAAAAAGACCCCCAACUGCAGUACCAAAGUCUUGUACUACAAGCAAAGUGCCGAAAGAAAUAGAGUUCAAGAGUGAGUCAGAGCCACCAAGAGAUAUCGAAGAACCUGGCCAAUUGUUCUGGGCGACCAUGGCAGAAGAAGAUGAGCAGGAACUGUUUACACAGAAGGUUAACCAAAUGUUUGAAGAAUGCCGAAAGUUAAUUGAUGAGGUAUUUUAAAUUCAUAUUCAGUGUCAAAAUUGGUGUAAUAUGUGUGAAGGCUGAUGGAAUAACAUUAGCUGAGUGUUUGUUUUAAAAAAAACAAAAACAUAAAAAUGAACCAAGACUUUAGAUACAUAAACAUGCGUGCACACUUUAAAAAAUAAUUUAAAAAAAAAAGUGUGUGUGUGUGUGUGUCUCCUCCUCCCGGGGAAUAGGGUAGUAGCUCAAGAGUUAUGGCUGUGGCUUACAUGUGAAGCAAAGCUAAUAUUAUGCUAGCCAUGCCCUGCUAUGUAAAACUAAGUGGGAUGCUAUGUAAGAGAUGGGGUUAUGUGCUAAAGUGAAUUAAAUAAUAAAGUAUUUAACCAGGAAAGGUACCAGUACAUUCAGAUUACUCUGGUUUUCAAGUAUGUCCUGGGGAUGUUGCCAUAGCCCAACAUCUAGGGGUUGUUACUAUUACCCAAUUUAAUGGUACUCAUUUUAUCUACCUCAGAAGGAUGAAGGGCUGAAUCAACCCUACCGGGAUUUGAACCUGCGACCCAAGGGUUGAAAAGAUUCUACUAAUGAAUUUCAAACUUAAGAUAAUGUAACCAAACUGAAAGCAUAGCUUACUUAAUUUCUCAGCUCCGCUAUUUUGAUCUUGUAUUUGAAAUCUCCUUUGCAACUCACAGGGUUAUUUGCUAAAGUGAGUAUUUAAAUAACUUCCCAACCUUGUAGAACCACCACUGGGCCCUUAUACAUAUUCAUUUCAGAUGAUCAAAUUUCACUUAUUUGAUGCUGAAAUAGUAGUAAGGAGGCUGAACAUGCAGUUAGAAUGGAGAGAAACACCGGAGGUUCCUUCGCAGACUUAAUUAGUACAACUCCUUAAACGUGUAGCCGUUUAGCUGAAACGGUCCAGGCACAUCAAAGUCUUUCUUUUCAUAAGCAACCUAUUUCAGAUUCAGCAACGUUUCAGCUCCAUGAUAGAACAACUAUCAGACUUUAGAAAGGUUCUUUUUGUAGAGCCAAAUAGUUGUUAAAUUUAUUAGUUUGCUUAGGUCUCCUUGUUCUGCUUGGACAUUUUCUACUAACUUAGAUUUGCCACCAGUGAGUGUUCUUGAUAGUGUUCUACAAAAAAAAUAUGAAAUUCACUGUUGUAUAAAUCCUUUUAAUUAAACCUCAAAGUAAAAACUCCAGUAGACCAUCACUGUUAAGCCUGCUCUUUUGCUGGAUGGCUGUAUCCGUAUACCAGAAGUAUGAUAUUGAACAAGUAAUAUCCUCCAACUUACAAGAAUCCUAUUCCCUCUCUUAUUCCCUUAUCAAUUCAAAAGGACUGUCCAAAGGAGGAUGUUCUUGAACUACUGGAGACUCAAGUCCAGAGCCUUCCGGAAGCAAAAAAGCUUUCAAAGUAUUGGAUCUGUCUUGCACGUCUUGAGCAGCGAGAGGGGCAACUGGAAAAAGUUAUUGCAAUCUGUGAGGAAGCGGCGAAAGCUGGAGCACAGGUUAGUUUGACCCCUUGUUUAGUAUGUAUAUUCUCUCUUGCGAGGAAUGCUGCAUAAGCAUGUUAUGAGCUCUUGAAGUUGACAAUCUAGAGCAAGGGUCAGCAACCUAUGGCACGUGUGCCGUGGUUAGCACUCGAGGUGCCUUUGCACAGCACUCAAAGCUGCCAGAGAAAAACAGUCUCUGGCCUAUCAGAAGUCCUAGUGGGAAUUCAUGUCUGCUAGUGCAAACCAAGCUGUGAUUGCAGGUGGUGAGGGACGAUUCUCAAUUUAUGCAAUGCAGCACUUAGAGGAAGUGAUCUUACACUUCCUCCCAGCAAUUGUGAACAAAAAUCUGCACUGAAGUAUAGCAGCAGCUAUCGCAGCUUCUGCUUUUAACCUAUAACGGGCCAACCUGGAUUCCACUGUACUCUAGGGGUGCCAAAUACACAGAUUAAGCCUCCCCCUCAUACAAAUAAUACAAACACACAUGUACAGUGCCUACAAACACAAUACUACUGGUAAUCCGCACGCACACCACAAGCGGCCUCUCACAUGCAAUACCACAACAACCUCACACAUAUAGACACAAUGUGACAUAUCAUACACAAUACCACAAACUACUCAUAAGCCUAAACCAAAUAACAGCCCACAUGCACACAAAUACAACACUGCAAAGCAACUGUGGCACCCAUAAAGAACACAAGCAGAAUGCAGCAACAUACAACUCUAAUUUAAAAAAAUAAAAAAAAAUAAAACCAGCACGCGGCAGGACUUAAAGAUCUUGUUUUGGCACAUUACUACUAAAAUAUUGCCUUCCCCUGUUCGAGAAUGUCUAGUAAUCAAUGUACUACUUGAGAAGGGAGUCAUGACUCCAGCUGUAAGGACUAGUCUUCAUAACUUUGUUAUAGCAGUUAAUUGCACUGAAGACCUGGAUCUCAUUUCUUUUGGGGGUAGUUUACAAUGGUUAGCUUUCAAUGAAUGUCUGCAUAGUAACAUUCCCGACCAUGCCUGGUUAUUCUGGAAAUCAUAAUCAGUGGUGAAAACUGGAGAUUGCAGUACUGUAUUAUUCAACUUUGUGGAUGUUUGCAGUUUGACAGUUUAUUGCUUUUAACAUUUAGUAUUUUAUCAAUUUUGUAAUCUAUUUUUUUUUUUUUUUUUUUUUGAAGCCAUUUGAUGAACUAAGAAGCAUUUUUGCUGUAGUUGUGGAAAAAUUGAAAGCUGCGUCUUUGGAUUCCGGUAUGUGACUUAAUUGUCCAUGUGAUCUUCCCAUCAUCCAGCCUUUCAUCAGUAACCAGCUUGCAAUAAAAUAACAGAACUGUGGCAGGAUGAAAGACCUUUUGGUUUACUUUGGCAAACAAAGUUGCCAGUAGACUGUGGUGGAAAGGGAAACUAGUUUUUCAACACUGAGAGCCUGAAAUGCAAAUAAGUGUUUGGAAAGCUAUAAGGUUUUGGUUGUGGUGUGGGUUUUUUUUUUUUUUUUUGCGUCCCAUGUAUCUUUCUGUACUUCAGUUCCACUAGUUCUAAUCAGGUGAUCCCUACUGGAAUGCUCAUUUACAGGUGUACUGGUUCUGGAAAAAGAAGAUAUAGUAGACUACCUGCAAGCUGGUAUUGCUAGAUUGGUUAAUUUCAUUAAACUAAGGGUCUGUUAAAGUGAAUAUAACAUGCUCAAAGCAAUUGUAUCAAUCUUAUCUUUUUGGUUAUCAAUCUAUGGCCUCAAUUUAUUAAAGGGACUCUCCAGUGCAAGGAAGACAAAUCGUUUUCCUGGCACUGCAGGUCCCCUCUUCCUCCCACCUCCCAUUCCCGGUUGCUGAAGGGGUCAAAACCCCUUCAGUGACUUGCCUGAGGCAGCGCCGAUGUCCCUUAGCGCUGCUUCUGGGUCCGCCCACGCUCCACCACGUCAUCCAGCGGGGUAGACCGAUCAAGCCUGCCGGCGGGGGAGACCUAAUGCGCAUGCACGGCAAUGCUGCGCAUUAGACCUCUCCAUAGGAAACAGUGAAAAUGCUUUCUUUUGGGGAUUUUAACGACGCUGGAGGUCCUCACACAAAACCUGUGCUAAAUCCUGGAAGUGCCCUCUAGUGGCUGUCUAGUAGACAGCCACUAGAGGAGGAGUUAAGCCUGCAAUGUAAUUAUUGCAGUUUAUGAAAACUGCAAUAAUUACACUUGCAGGGUUAAGGGUAGUGGGAGUUGGCACCCAGACCACUCCAAUGGGCAUAAGUGGUCUGGGUGCCUGGAGUGUCCCUUUAAUCUUUCUAAAUGAUUCAAUACGUCUAGAAAAACCUUUUUUCCAAACGAUUUAUGUACAGAAAUCUUGUAGAUAAAUAAUUGGGAAAGCUUUUUCUAACCGCAUUGAAUCAUUUAAAAAGCUCGUUAGAAACCAUACCCAAGCAUGGAAUUGCUGCCGGGCGUCUGAGUCUCAUUUGCCGCAAGACAGCCCUGCAGUCCAUACAGCACGAACCUGUGAACGGGACAAUUAUCCUCUAUGAUCUCCCAGUGUACACCGCUAAUCGGCAAGCUUACGGAGUAGGCUGAGUGUGCAUUAUGAGUCCCCUCUGAGUUCAAAAGCCAUUUGCCAUAUUUAACACGUUUACUCUAACUGUACAGAACAAAGUUAUGCUUCACCUAGCAUGCUCAAGGCACCUCAGUCUCAGGUUGACUUUGGUUCCAGGAGGCUUUACCCAGACACCAAGUUACCAGUGGUGGUAAUUUAGUUUAGUUUUCCUUUUCUCUGGCUCCUCAAGGCAUGUUUUUUUAAAUAUGUCACUGCCUACCUUUUCUUUGUGCAAUUGAAUUACAGGCGAAGUGUAUACUAGUGGUUUAAUAAUUAUUUACAUCCUCUUGUUACUUAUAACUUAAAGUGAGUCCUAAUCAGUACAUAUAGCCUGAUUUAAAUGCUGUAUCACAUUAACUAUCUACUGAUGUAAAUCUUAUUAGCCUAUCAUUAACACAAAAAUGUGCAGUCUCUUUAAAUGCCAUGCUCAUUAUUUGUACUGUCUGUUUGCUUGUUACUACUGUCGUGGCAUGGCAAGCUUACAUGUUAAUUUUAUGCACAGCAAAAAUAAAGAUUUAAAAAAAAAAAAAAGCUUGUUAGAGACUGAAUUAGUAAGGCUUAACCGAUGUUCAGAGAGCCAAAUUCUUUGAGAUGAGAUGGAAUUUGUCCCUUUAUAGAUCCAGUACACAUGUUUUGAGAGGUAUGCAUUUAGAAUAUGAAGUCAUUUUCUCAGGGUUCUCUUCCUUCAAUUGAGUAGUCUGUUUUUUUUCAUCUGCCGUUUGUUUUUUUUUAAGUUCUAAAAUAAUUAGAAUAAUUCUAAAUACAAUGUUUCCAGGGAAGGAUCUCAAAGAUGAAGUCACGACCAAUGAAGACUCUACAAAAGCAGAGGAAUCUGAGCAUGAAGUUAAAUCUGAACCUGUUGAACAGGGAGGCGUCACUGUCCGAGUCAAAGGCAAAAGAGGAAAGAAGGGAAGGCCUGUUAAGGCAGAAGACCGAGAUGAGACACCAGAGAAAAAUCAACCGGCCAUGCUGGUGACCCCAGAAAAAGAGAAUGCUACGGUUAUAAGAUUUAAUGUUAGAUCAACUCCACAUCUAGAGAAGUAAGUCUUUUUAAAAAAAAAAAAAAAAAAAAAUUAAGUUGUCACUUCUGAUUAUCAUAAAGUUUUCAUAGAAGCCAUAGUGCCAGGGGACACCUGAUACCCAUUAUCCCCUCUCCUCCCUCACUCCUUGCUCUGCACUGCCAGGCUUUGUUCAGGUACAGUUUCUCUCACCAUAGGAAGUAGUGGACACUGGGAGGAGCUGUAAUUGCCAUUGAGAGUUUCUUUCCGAACCCUUACAGUGACUAGUGUCCCUUUAACAACUAAAUCUCAUUAAAGUGGCUACCCCUGGAACCAUCCUUCCUUUCAGUGUUACAGUUUUUCGUAUUUUAAUACUAUAUGAGAAUUACCAAAAGCUCCUUCCAGUAUGAAUUGGUGUGACUAGAAGGUGUGUAAAUUGUCUCUCUGAUUUAGCUACACCUUCACUGGGGGGCAUUGCUUUGGGAAACAAAGGACACUCAUUCGGUGAUAAACUUCUCAAAAUUGUUGACUUGACAUGGUGGGAAAGUGCCAGGUGAAGGGGGACGGGGCCUGACCAAGCUGCUUGGCCGCAUGUAACUAGCACUCUGUGCAAGAGACCCUUAAAGAGCAGAUAAACUGAUAAUUUUCAAAUCCGCUGUUUUACUAAGGGGAAGAAACCGGCGUUACCCUGGUAUUUUGGAGGCGAGCACAGGAGAAACGGCCCAUCUCCCUGCUACCUGACCUGCUGGCAAAUACUCAACAAGUCGGAAACACCGUUUCCCUUAUGUACCAGCCUGAUUUUGCUAGCUUUGAACCAGCUUCUCAUGUCAAUGCCAACCUGCACUAGCGGUCAGGGGGAGUUCUCUUACUAAGUAGUACUGCCAUUAAGCAGACAGAUCACUUGUCCUGUAAUCAUUGCUUGAUUAUUGAUCGAGCAUUGCUUGACUAUCAGGCUGUAAAGCUAAAUCUCUUACCUAACAUCCAAAGCUGACUGUAAUUCAUACUGUUUAAAGGUUAAAGCGCGUGUCACUUAAUUGAGCUGCACAUGGUUAGCAGAUCACACCAGUUUUGUCUCCUGAUUAGUUACCCCAAAUCUAGUCAGCCUAGGCUGCAGUUGUAUCAAAUUUGCUAACUAGACCAACCUAUCCUAGCCUGAUGACUCUUCUUUAUAACACUGUAUAGUGACCUUGAAUGUUAUAGCCUGUAAGUGCAGACAUAUAUAAUUAGUCUUUUUCCCUGUUCUUCCUGUUUACUCGAAAAAUAUUAACAAAAAAGACUGUCAAUCUGGAGCUUAUAUAAAUAAGCAUUUUAUUGUGUUGCUAUCUGAUCAUCUGUUAUGACUCAGUUUCUUUUUUCUGUACCAUAUCUACCAAUGCCUUAAUAAAAGAAAGGUUGACAAAAAGAGUGCCAGGACAUUCCAGGCACUAUAACCAAAUUCAGUUAGAUUAAAUGGUUAUGCAGCACUUUGCCCCAAAGUAGCACCUGCUCUUGCUUUGAUCUCUCUAAUAAAAUUUUUUUUUUAUUUAUUUAUAUAUAUAUAUAUAUAUAUAUAUAUAUAUAUAUAUAUAUAUAUAUAUAUAUAUAUAUUUUAGUUUAAUACCUGAUUAUUACAUACAAUACCUACUCCUAUGUACAUAGUUACAUAGGCUGAAAAGAGACUUGCAUCCGAGUUCCGGCAUUCUCACUGUUUUUGCUGUUAAUACAAACGAAAGCAAAAAACAUUUGACGUGCUUUCCAAUUUUGCAACUUACUAGGAAAAAAUCUCUUAUCAACCCCAGAAUGGCAGUCAGAUCUCUCCUUGGAUCAAGUAGCUUAUAACCCACCUAUAAAUAAAUUUUAAAAAUGUAAUAUAGAUCUGUCUCCGUCUCGAUCUCGCUAUCCCUGCAUAUUUUUUUUGCAAGUAUUCAACCAUUUGCCAUUUAAAUCACCUCUUGAGGCAGAGAAUUCCACAUCCCUAUUGUUCUUGCCACAUGUGCUACACCUACAGUAGCUGUAAUAUUUUACUCCAUUAGUUCUAUGAAUUGGAGUCCUCUGUUUUGUAAUGGUUUUUUAAAUGGAAUGUUUUCUACCUGCAGAAUGAAGAAUAGAAUUCAGGGGGAUGAAUGUGAUUCCGCUUUUAAGGAUUUUAAGUUCAUAACUCCAGUAAGACGCUCUCACCGGAUUGAACGCAAGUCACAUCACCUUCCAGAUAUGUUGAAAGACCAUGACCCAUGUGUUUCUGGUAUUGCUGAACUGGCUGACUUGGAGUCCUGUCCUAGUGCCUAUAUAUUCAGGAAAAACCAAGCUCUCACUGAAAUUACUGUCAAAAGUGUUCCUCUCAAAAGACAAACAAAACGUACAUAAAGGCAUGGACUUGCGCAAUCUGUCUUUAAGUUAAAUAUUAAUGUUUGGGCUGCAAGCUUAAAUUAAUUGAAUAUUCUAUAGAUCUGUGGUAAAGGAACCUAUUUUUCCAGUUGCAGAACUGCAAAUCUGUAGGGGAUUCCAUUAGUCUAGGUCAGACAUGGCAAAAUGAAAGCCUUAGACUGACUGUACAACAAGUUUUGCUACUACUAAAGCCCUGCUUUGUGACUCGAUUUACUCUCACUCGAGGUGAUAGUUUUGUUUACUUGCUGAACUGUGCCAUGAUAAAGUAAAGAUCUUUAAAGGAUCAAAAGAGAUCUGUAGGGUAAUCAAAUAAUCUAAACUUGCAUUUUACUCUUACAUAAAUGUUUGUCAGCCUGUGUUUUAUCUGCUUAUUGUCUGGAACCAACGGUACUUAAACAAUGGCUGCCUCCACAAGGGAGUAUAUACAUACCACACAUUGGCAAUAAAGUGUGUGUGUGUGUGUACAGGAUUUCAACAUUUUAGGGAACGUCAUCCAUUAGAAACCUAACUGUAAACUGUUUAACUCCUUAAGGACACAACUUUUGGAAUAAAAGGGAAUCCUGAUGGAAUAUUUCCGUCAUGUGCACUUAAGGGUUUAACAGCUUUGUGUGUAUAUGCCUCAGAACAUGAUAUCCAUAAAGACCGGUUUGAUGCAUGUGAUUAAGUCACUAUCCUAAUAGACUUUUUUUUGUUCUGCUACUGUUUUUAACUACUAAUGAAGACCUUGCUGUACAGGGUUAAUGUAUCCAUUCUGCUUGUAGUUCUCCCUUUCAGUUUUCCAUUGUCCUGGUUAGCAGUGCCUGACUCUCUGGCUGGCAAAGCCUGCACACUUGAUAUAGAUUAGUAUAAGACUCAUUCAAUGUCCAAAAUAAAGAUUGGCAUCAAAUGCUCCCUCAGUAGCAGUGUGAGGCUUGGUGUUACUGCAAGGUCCCCUAAGUAAUGUUUGAGACUAUCCUCUGCUUUACUUAUUUGUAUCCAGUUUGUGGCUCAGUGAUAUCCCAGAAGAUUAACCAAAUCUGUAAAAAGGCAGGGGAAAUAAAAAUAAACUAUACACAAACAUGCUCUCACUAGGGUAAUAUAAGUUGAAGUAAAAAAAGGCACAUUUAAUCCUUUCAGGACCAAUAUUUCACAGCAGUCAAAAUCUGCACAAAACCCAAUGGCAGAUGUUCCACUUUGAACUAGAAUCUUUAAAGGUUGGGGCAGAGGGGCACUAUAGUGUUAGGCAUACAGUUUUGAAUCCCUAACACUCUAGUGUUCCUUUUAAGACACAACUGAAACUCUGCUAAUGUAUACUGCAAGCAAUUUAUUUGCUAAUCAUUUUUAUUUUUUUAUUUUUUCUCUCCAGUUUAGUUUUGGUUGUGUUUUUUUUUAUAAUGGUCACUGAUCCUGUUACAUUGGCACAUGUCUGUCUGAGAUUUGAACAAUGUAUGUUUUAAGCUGAAGUAUAGUAGAUAAAAUAGGAUUCUCUUCCUGCUUAAAGCAAUCUUUAUGAAAUACUCAGUUUGACUGUUUUGGAAUUGCACUGAAAUUCCAACCCAGUCAAAAUAGAUACUUCUACAAAGUAAGGUCUACGUUUUGUCUCUGUAGAUUUCCUUUGCCUGACUUUGGGUGGGUGUACAAUGCCAAUCGUGAUGGCUUCAGGGAAUUGGCUCUAUGGAGGAUCUCACGGGAUUCUCCAUAGAUCUCAGUGCUGUACUCACACGCCCCCCAGCUGUGAUGUCACUGUUGAGAAGGUGAAUGUACCCGUUAACUUCUUUCCAAUAACUUUUUCUCAGAAGUUUCCCUGCCAGUGUCCAUUUCCAAACUUGGAUUUUAAACAGAUUGUGCAGAGCCCAGUAGUUUAGAAGCCCAUAUAUGGGGAUAGAUCAAGUUGUGGUAGCUUGUUAAUUUUAGAAUUAAAAGUUGCUUUUUAAAGGAAUAAAUAUAAACUUAAAUUUUUUUUUUAUUUUUUUUUAUAAAAUUUGGUUCAGUACAAAAGACCAGUUCCAUUUAUGUUAUCCCUUAAUUGAAUUGACAAAUGCUCCAGGCCAAUGCAUAAAGAAGGGGAAUGAAUUGAGCUAAUCAGUCAGGGCUUACAUUUUUCACUUGCCUUAUAGCCACUGUCACGUGAAAAUUUAAAUUGAGGCAAGAAGAAACUCCCCCAUAUGUGUUAUCUAUGAAUCUCCCUCCCCUCUCAGCCUUGCAGUAGCAUAGUUUAGGCCUGUAGUGUAGGAUUUGUAAUUUUGAGCCCUGAUGCCUAUAAUACAGAACUGUAAUGUGGUCCAGUCGCUAUAAAAUACUUUAAAUAUUUUACUCUCUAGGUUUUGGUGCCUAAACAAAGCACAACUGAUGCAGUUGUUUAUAUGGUAGUGCAACUUUAAAAUGAACCCAUAGAUUCUUCCUAAAAAUGACUAAUGUAUUUUUUUUUUUUUUUUUUUAUUGUUUUAAUGGAGACUGGACUUAAGCCACUUCACAGAACAGUUCCCCCCCAAAAAAAUUUCACGGCAGUGCUUUUCCUUCUUUCAUUGUACUUCACAGAACAGUGUCUUCUUUUAGAUGUCAUGUGCACAGAACUUUUAAAGGUGAUUUACAAGGGUCAGGUCUGCGAGGAUUCUUGGAGCCUGGCAGGGAACCAGGUAAGAGGGCAAACAAUUGAAAAACAUUUUGCCCCAUUACCAGGGGAAUGGAGCCCAGGGUACUGCUCACAUCAUAACCGCUACAGUGGACUGUACUGGUUAUGAUCCUUAAAGUAUCCCUUUAAAUGCUGGUACCCGAACAGUUCAAUUACUGCUUGUUUAUUGUGUAUCUAAGCUUUGCAUACAUGUGAAGAACUGCACACUAAAAUAUAAAUGUAUUUUAUCUAUGUAAAUAAAACUAUUCUAUUCUGUAA
Pelobates cultripes (western spadefoot toad) is the source of this 18550-nucleotide messenger RNA. Lineage: Eukaryota; Metazoa; Chordata; Amphibia; Anura; Pelobatidae. The record is from the annotation of a GenBank genome assembly.